Messenger RNA from Rotaria sp. Silwood1, 447 nucleotides. NCBI's taxonomy places the organism in Eukaryota, Metazoa, Rotifera, Eurotatoria, Philodinida, Philodinidae. The record is from the annotation of a GenBank genome assembly.
AUGGAUAAUGAAUUUAUUCCUGCAAGUGAUCCAGAAGAAAUUAAAAAUUUUCUUCAUAAUUGUGGUUUAAUACCACUCAAUGAAUAUUAUAUACAAGUAAAAAAAAUGUUAAAACGUCAACGACAAUCAUCAAAAACAAUUAAUGAACAAAUACAAAAAAAAUUAGCUGAAAAUGGUAUUCAUAAAGAUGAUUUAUCAAAAAAUAUAUCAUUAUUAUGUCCACGAAAACGAACUUCUUUUUCACCUGUAAUUACACGUAAACGAGGAAAAGCAAUUAAAAAACGAACACCAUCGGCUACACAAGUAUCUACUAUAACGACUACAGUUAUUACACCAACAACAACGACAGAUAUUAUUGAAAUACCAAUAGAAAAAAUAACAAAUAUAACUGAUGAUGAUCAACCGUUAGAUUUACGUUUACGAACACAAACUAUUAAUAAAUUUUGA